AUGUCUCGCAAAGUCAUGAAAGUCGCAGCUGUUCCCGAAGAGGCCUUGCAGCUGCUCAGAUCUCUCAGUGAGCAAGGUGUGCUCCAAGAAGCCUUGCGUCAGAUUAUGGUCCCUUCUGGCUGCUCGUCUAUGAGCGAUGCUUCGAAGCGCCGUGGUGAUGAUCUCUCUGAGCCUGAUGAGUUCCAAGUGAUCGCUGACUUGGAUGAGACUGGUGGCAGCGAUCAGAAUACCCAGGUGAAUGGAGUAGAGGUCAUCAUUCGGGGAAUCAAAGUUGACAUUCGAAGGACCCUUUCAGCUGAGAAAAGGAGCCAACUGCGUGACUGGCCCCGG
This is a messenger RNA of Cladocopium goreaui, 330 nucleotides long. The record is from the annotation of a GenBank genome assembly. Lineage: Eukaryota; Dinophyceae; Suessiales; Symbiodiniaceae.